CUUACAAUAGAGAAUGUCCUAGAUGAAUGGCGGACAGGCGAGCGGGAAGAUAUCCAGUUCACUGCCAAGCUCUACCAGGCCAAGUAUGACCGGCACUUGUACGAGUUGGAGCGGUUCCACGACAAGACGAAAAGGUAUAGAAUCAUUCCUUCAAUUCAAACUGACCUCUUGAAUCAGGCAUGUGAGAAUGCUCGGGCUCCCGUGAUGGAGCCGAGUGACCUGGGUCCCGGCCUGAUGGAUGAUGACCUUGAACAGGCGAUACAGGAUUGGUUGGCGCGGCGUGGUGGAGCAAGUGACGAUGAUCAGGGUGGCGAUGUGCGACAUGAGGCAGGUCUGGAAGCUGUUGAGGACAGAGAGCAGGCUGUCCCGGAUGAUGAGUAUUAG
Molecule: messenger RNA, 384 nt
Organism: Gloeophyllum trabeum ATCC 11539
Lineage: Eukaryota; Fungi; Basidiomycota; Agaricomycetes; Gloeophyllales; Gloeophyllaceae
Exons: 3
Source: RefSeq, a predicted model, not a curated record